CGGGCGGGGCGGACGGCGCCGCGGGGUUGGCUGCCGCCCUCAGGCCGGACUCAACGGAUUCGGGCCGCGCCACCGGGCGAGCUCGCCGCCCGGCCCCAGCCCGGAGCCAGCGAGCCAGCGGAGGCGGCGCCGCGCGAUUUGCUUGUCAAUGCAUCACGAAGAGGCAGCCCAGAAUGAAGAAAACAAGCAGGAGUGUUGGCUCCGUGCCUAAAGUGUCUGGGACAAGCAAAGCACAAGCAGCAGACAAAACGAAACCCGAAAGCAGCGCUGCCGCAUCUGCAGGAGGCAGACUCCCAAAGCCCGGAACCGCGGCGUCGCUGUCGAAGACCAAGAGCAGUGAUGACCUUUUAGCUGGGAUGGCUGGAGGGGUGACCGUGACUAAUGGUGUCAAAGGGAAGAAAAGCACCUGCCCUUCCGCAGCAGCAUCAGCACCUGCCCCUGCUGUGAGCACCGUGGAGAGCAGACCCAAGGCUAGCACAGGCAUGAGCUCUUCAACCAAGCGGAGCACUUCCACAGGUAAUAAAGAGUCCACUUCUACUAGAGAAAGAUUACGUGAACGCACCCGACUAAACCAGAGCAAAAAACUGCCUUCUGCAGGUCAGGGGGCUCAUGACGUGGCGUUGGCUAAACGCUCCCGCAGUCGUGCGGCUGUAGAAUGCGACGUCCGCAUGAGCAAGUCCAAAUCGGACAAUCAGAUCAGUGACAAAGCUGCUCUGGAAGCCAAAGUGAAGGAUCUUCUCACAUUGGCAAAAACCAAAGACGUGGAGAUUUUGCAUUUGAGGAAUGAACUCCGAGACAUGCGUGCUCAGCUGGGCAUUAACGAGGACCCUCCCGAGGGGGAUGAGAAGUCCGAGGAGAAGGAAGCCAUCGUUGCUCACCAGCCCACUGACGUCGAGUCCACUUUAUUGCAGUUACAGGAACAGAAUACUGCCAUCCGCGAGGAACUCAACCAGCUGAAAAAUGAAAACAGAAUGCUAAAGGACAGGUUGAACGCACUGGGCUUCUCCCUGGAGCAGAGGCUGGACCAUUCUGAAAAACUGUUUGGCUAUCAGUCCCUGAGCCCCGAGAUCACCCCUGGUAACCAGAGCGACGGAGGGGGGACUCUGACCUCCUCGGUGGAGGGCUCUGCCCCUGGGUCAGUGGAGGACCUCCUGAGCCAGGAUGAGAACACCCUCAUGGACCAUCAGCACAGCAAUUCUAUGGACAACCUGGACAGCGAGUGCAGCGAGGUGUACCAGCCCCUCACGUCCAGCGACGACGCCCUGGACGCACCGUCAUCCUCCGAGUCAGAAGGCGUUCCGAGCAUAGAGCGCUCUCGGAAGGGGAGCAGCGGGAACGCCAGCGAAGUGUCCGUGGCUUGCUUGACGGAACGGAUACACCAGAUGGAGGAGAACCAGCACAGUACGAGUGAGGAACUUCAGGCAACUCUGCAAGAGCUUGCCGACUUACAGCAGAUCACCCAGGAGCUGAACAGCGAAAACGAAAGGCUCGGGGAGGAGAAGGUGAUCCUCAUGGAGUCGUUAUGUCAGCAGAGCGAUAAGUUGGAACACUUUAGCCGACAGAUUGAAUAUUUCCGCUCCCUUCUCGACGAGCAUCACAUUUCCUACGUCAUAGACGAAGAUGUAAAAAGUGGACGCUACAUGGAACUGGAGCAGCGCUACAUGGAUCUCGCUGAGAACACCCGUUUUGAGCGAGAGCAGCUCCUUGGCGUCCAGCAGCAUUUGAGCAAUACUUUGAAGAUGGCUGAGCAAGACAACAAGGAGGCUCAGGAGAUGAUCGGGGCCCUCAAGGAGCGCAACCACCACAUGGAGCGCAUCGUUGAGUCUGAGCAGAAGGGCAAGGCAGCCUUGGCGGCCACGCUGGAGGAGUUCAAAGCCACAGUGGCCAGUGACCAGAUCGAGAUGAAUCGCCUGAAGGCCCAGCUGGAGAAUGAGAAGCAGAAAGUGGCGGAGCUGUACUCCAUCCAUAACUCUGGAGACAAGUCUGACAUUCAGGAUCUACUGGAGAGUGUCAGGCUGGACAAAGAGAAAGCAGAGACUCUGGCCAGUAGCCUGCAGGAAGAUCUGGCUCACACCCGGAAUGAUGCCAAUCGUUUGCAGGACACCAUCGCAAAGGUAGAAGAGGAAUACCGAGCCUUCCAAGAGGAAGCUAAGAAGCAAAUAGAAGAUCUAAAUAUGACAUUAGAAAAAUUAAGAUCAGAGCUGGAAGAAAAAGAGACAGAAAGGAGUGACAUGAAAGAAACGAUCUUUGAACUUGAAGACGAAGUGGAACAGCACCGGGCGGUGAAGCUUCACGACAACCUCAUCAUCUCUGACUUAGAGAAUACAGUUAAGAAACUCCAGGACCAAAAACAUGACAUGGAAAGAGAAAUCAAGACCCUCCACAGGCGACUUCGGGAAGAAUCAGCAGAAUGGCGGCAGUUUCAGGCUGAUCUCCAGACCGCGGUGGUCAUUGCAAAUGACAUUAAAUCUGAAGCCCAAGAGGAGAUUGGUGAUCUGAAGCGCCGGUUACAUGAGGCUCAAGAAAAAAAUGAGAAACUCACAAAAGAAUUGGAGGAAAUCAAGUCACGCAAGCAGGAGGAGGAGCGUGGCCGGGUGUAUAACUACAUGAAUGCUGUUGAGAGAGACCUGGCAGCCCUGAGGCAGGGGAUGGGGCUGAGUAGAAGGUCCUCGACUUCCUCCGAGCCGACCCCUACAGUGAAAACUCUCAUCAAGUCCUUCGACAGUGCGUCUCAAGUCCCCAGCCCGGCUGCAGCUGCAAUUCCUCGCACACCGCUGAGUCCAAGUCCCAUGAAAACGCCCCCUGCGGCAGCCGUCUCCCCCAUGCAGAGACAUUCCAUAAGUGGACCAAUCUCUGCAUCCAAACCUCUGACGACCCUGUCAGAUAAGAGACCAAACUACGGGGAAAUUCCUGUUCAAGAGCAUCUACUAAGAACAUCUUCGACCAGCCGACCUGCUUCUCUGCCAAGAGUACCUGCCAUGGAAAAUGCCAAGACCAUCUCAGUGUCCAGACGAAGCAGCGAAGAGAUGAAGCGAGACGUCUCCGCACCCGAGGGUGCGUCCCCUGCCUCGCUCAUGGCCAUGGGUGCCACGUCGCCACAGCUGUCCCUGUCCUCCUCCCCCACAGCCUCCGUGACCCCCACCACCCGAAGCCGGAUAAGGGAAGAAAGGAAGGACCCUCUCUCGGCACUGGCGAGAGAGUACGGAGGGUCCAAGAGGAACGCCUUGCUGAAGUGGUGUCAGGAGAAGACCGAAGGCUAUCAGAAUAUCGACAUCACCAACUUUAGCAGCAGCUGGAACGAUGGGCUGGCCUUCUGUGCCCUCCUGCACACGUACCUGCCCGCCCACAUUCCCUACCAGGAGCUCAACAGCCAGGAUAAGCGGAGGAACUUCACGCUGGCCUUCCAGGCUGCCGAGAGCGUUGGCAUCAAGUCCACACUGGACAUUAACGAGAUGGUGCGGACGGAGCGGCCGGACUGGCAGAACGUGAUGCUCUACGUGACGGCCAUCUACAAGUACUUCGAGACCUGAGCGCUGAGCCCGUGGUCACCCAGGACCCAGCGCCCUUCGCUCCGUGCCCGGCCAGCGUUCCGCGCCCCCGGCCGCCCUGCGGCGUGUGAGCCCCGCCCCUGGCGGGUGGGGGCCUCGGGGGCCGGGCUCCUCCAGGAGGCCUGUGCGUCCAGGGCCCCGCGCACAUGCUGACCUGCCUGAGAGAACAGGAGCCGUGAGCGCUGUGGCGGGAGGAGAGGCUCGCGCACGGCCCCACCUGGGGAAGGGGAAUUGUGCUUGCCCCCGAGAACCGGGGGGGGCGCGUACCUGACAGGCCCCUGCUGGCCUCCCGCGUGUCGGGGUGUCCUCGCCAGCGAUGCGGACCCGCGCCUCCCGCCCCCGCCCUCAGGCUCUGCUGACCUCCAGCUCCAGGGUCUCGGAAACCCAGGGCCAGCCUCAGGGUUCCGGCAAAGGAAUCUUCAUAAAGAGUUCUCUAGUUUAAAAAGUCUUGUUUCUUAUGAGCAAUAUUUAGGGGAAGUGGCUCCUAUUCUCUUAGUACCAAAGUUAAAUUGUUUUAGUAAGCGUAGCGAUAAAAUCUUGGCGUGAGGCGGUGAAAGCCAGGACCGACGUCGGGAGAAACAGGAGGAAAAGCGGAACAGGUUGAGGGGCCCAGAUGGUGUGAUUUCAGUCUCUGAGUCGCUCGGACGUGACCCUCCUGGUGGGGCUGGAAGAAAGUGCCUUAGCUCUGCGGGCGAGGCCGCGGCCGUCCCCUGGACGACCCUUAGCCCUUCUUCGGUGCAGGGAGCUGCUGCUGGUUCGAACGGCGUGGCGACCUGUUGCUUCCAGAACACACAUCCGCAGGAGGAGGAGCAGCGGCCGUCGCCCCCUGGAUGCGAAGAGGGGGCUCGGGGAGGCUGCCCGCCGGCCCGAGGCAGCGGCUCCGCGCAUGAGCGGGAGGUUCUAGGCCAGGGGUCGGACCAGAGGACGCUGUGAGACGGGCUGUGCGGCGGCCCCGGGGCGGGGAGAGCCCUCCUCCCUGACGGUGCUGUCCUUGCACCCGCUGCCCUGCGGGGCACCUGUGCCGUCAGCUGCGUGACUGUCGGGGAGAGUCAUUGCUUUUCGGUCCCUCUCCACUUGGUUUCUCUCGCGCCUGCCCUCGUGGUGGCCUGUGUGCCUGAUCUGUGGCCGUGUUUUUGUUUAUUUAUUAUGCUGGGGGGCUGUUUUGUCCAGUGAAGACUUUCCUGGGUCUGUGGUUCACACCACUGUCCUGCUGUGGGGCCUGGGGGUGGGGGGUCGCUGGCGUCCUCUGGAGGAGGAUGGGCACUGCUGACGGGCCGGCGUUGCCCAGCCUCGGGCCCCAGGGUCAGUGACGGGGCACCAGGGCUGCAGGGGGCGCCUCUGACAACGGGCCGUGUGGCCAGGCUGCCCAUGGUUUGCACAGGAUCCACAGCUGAGAAGGUUCCAGAAGCACGACUUUCUCUUUCCGGUAGGACCCUUGUGGCACUGUUGACUCUAAGGGGUGGUUCUGGACAGUCCUGUGUUCCUAGAAGUGAUGCUCUGAGGUGCUUGGGUCCAGCGGCACUUGGUGCGAAGCCUCCAGGAAGACACCCGCCUCCCCUUCCAGCACAGGCAUUACUGCGAAAGGACCAGUGUUGGUUUUCUCUCCGCCACGGGCUUCUGCUGACUGAUGAUACUUUUCAAUGUUGCUCUAUUAAAUAUUCUUGAAUGUAUUAAAGUUGUUGUAACACAUCAGGCUUGGGCUUUUCUGGGUCACUGAGAACAGGACCCUCGCCGCCUUCGGGGACUGGCUGUGGCCGGGAG
Molecule: messenger RNA, 5309 nt
Organism: Hippopotamus amphibius kiboko
Lineage: Eukaryota; Metazoa; Chordata; Mammalia; Artiodactyla; Hippopotamidae
Gene: SPECC1L
Product: sperm antigen with calponin homology and coiled-coil domains 1 like
Exons: 16
Coding region: 174-3530 (1118 amino acids)
Biological process (GO): actin cytoskeleton organization
Cellular component (GO): filamentous actin; microtubule organizing center
Molecular function (GO): protein binding
Source: RefSeq, a predicted model, not a curated record